This is a messenger RNA of Archocentrus centrarchus (flier cichlid), 2151 nucleotides long. Its product is annotated as cyclic GMP-AMP synthase. Gene Ontology annotation, molecular function: 2',3'-cyclic GMP-AMP synthase activity; double-stranded DNA binding; chromatin binding. The transcript has 9 exons. The coding region runs from base 63 to 1496 and encodes 477 amino acids. Gene Ontology annotation, cellular component: site of double-strand break; nucleus; cytosol. The record is from RefSeq and is a predicted model, not a curated record. Gene Ontology annotation, biological process: cellular response to exogenous dsRNA; paracrine signaling; DNA damage response. NCBI's taxonomy places the organism in Eukaryota, Metazoa, Chordata, Actinopteri, Cichliformes, Cichlidae.
CACAACAGUAAGCGUGUCAUUUCCACCUGCAAAGGACGCUGCUCAGCUGAGACGAGUGAGUUAUGGAGCUCCAGGACGCUCAACAACAAUCACCAGGUAAAGCACAGAAGGCCAUCAGAGGAAAGCCGAGUCCUCCACGUCCCACACCAGCCAGACAGAGGCAGAAGGUUCAGCUGCAACCAUCAGAGGAGGAGGUGGCUGAGGACACCGUCUCCAUCCCCGCAGAUCUGGCCACCUGGAUCAGAGCCAAAGCCGAAGACCUGAAGAUCCGGCAGACGGACCGUUGCUGGGCUGCUGAGCUGGUCAACGAUUUCCGUGAGAACCUGCUGAACUUCCUGCACACCAACACUGAUCAGCCUUUCUUCCAGUCACUGGAGUUCCUCACCACCGGCAGCUACUUUGAGAAAGUUAAGAUCCACAUGGCUGAUGAGUUUGACAUGAUGCUGACGGUUCAAGUGUCCACACGCCUCAGCUUGACAAAGCUCGACGAGGGUCUCUUCUACCGGAUCGAUCUCACGCGGCCCACUCGGCAACCUAUCCGGGCUUUCCUCCUGGAGAACCACCUCACCAUUUCCUCAAGCAAGAUCCUGAGUGAGAUGUACCGUCUCAUCCGCAAGUUCCUCAAGACCUACAAAGUGCCCGAUGAAUGCUGUCGCUGGGAGGUGAACAGGAAGCGCCCGCACUGUCCGGCCGUCACUUUGUCUCUGUUCAAAACUGACAGCAACAGCGGCGAGCUGAUCUCUGUGGAUGUGGUUCCUGCGCUCGAGGUUCAAAGCUGGCCGGCUCCGGUCCGUAACGGCCCGGAUGUGGACGACUGGUUAGGCAAGAAGGUUCGCCAAGAAAUCAGAGGCUUGCCGUGUUACUUCGUACCGAAGAGGAUGAAAGGACGAAACCUCAGCGAGGACGCCAAAGAGAGCUGGAGGAUCUCUUUCUCUCACAUUGAGAAGAAGAUCAUCACGUCUCACGGCAACAAGAAGACCUGCUGUGAGAGUCGUGCCACCAAAUGCUGCCGAAAGCAGUGCUUAAUGCUCCUCAAAUCCCUGAUUGAGGGUCUGAAACAACGUUUUCCCAAAGAGCUGGAAGGCCUCUGCUCGUACCACGGGAAGACCACCUUCCUCCACACCCUGUCCACCAGGUAUGACGACGCCAUGUGGGCUCCUCAGCACCUUCCCGCCUGCUUCCUGUACCUGAUCCGGGCUCUCGAGGACUACGCACACAGAGGGAACCUCCCUCACUUCUUUGUCCCCGAAUGCAACCUCUUCUCCUCCUUCUCCCGUAAAGCUCUGGCUUUCCUCGUCAGUGCCCUGGAGGAGCAGAGGAGGGAGGGCCUGCCCCUGCUGAAGCAUCCAUCUCCAGUCUCCCCUCUGACACCCGAUGAGAUGUUUGAAGGAAAGCCGCUCAUACUGGCUCGGUCUGUGGAUGCUGCGCUGAUGAAUAAAUUUGUUGUGGUGUUUGCUGUGGCGCUGAUGUUUGCCUUCUAUAUCCUGUACAAGUAAUAAGAAAGUGUGACGGUAAUUAAGAGAAACCAGCUGAUAAAGAGCGUUCGCUUGCACUGAUUUCAGUCACACUGCAGGAGAUAAAUUUAUCAGUGAUUCAAAUAAUGAUAUCAAACCUCAGUGAUGUUUGUCUCUGACUUUAACACAAAAUAUUUAAGUCUUAAUGUAAAUGUUAGUAUUUAUUAAGCACAAAUUUUAUGCCCUGAUAUUUUGUUUCAACUUUAAACUCUCAGGUUGACCUUAAGUGCAUGUUGUAGAGUUAUUUCAUAGUGGUUAUUUUUUUUUUAAGCAAAUAGUAGGAAAGCACAGGUGACAUCAUCAAAAAAAAACUUGUCUGUGAAAACUAAGUGCAAUAUGAGUGCUUUGUAACAUAGUAUUUAACUAUGAAAACAGUGGUUACUGGGAAAUAAAUGUACUGUAUGGAAGCUUGUUUCUGCUCCUGAGGAAACCUUUUUUUUUUAAAGUCAAAGUGAUGAGUUAUGGAUCCCAAAAUUGUGAGUUACUUAGGAGUAAAAAGUAGAAGUCAGUUUAACUCAAAGUUUUGUUAAGUUUGCCUGUCUUUUUUCUAUUUUUCCCCCAGUGGUGCAAACAGACUUCCACGGUUUUCUGCUGCUACUUACCUGCAGAUUUACUGUGUAUCUCUCUUUAAAUGUAA